CACAGUUUGGGUACAGCAACACGGCGUGACAGAGACAGGCGGGAGGGCCGUGGUACAAAGCGCUCCAGGAGAUAGUAGGAAGGUCAGGACGCAAAAAAAAAACCCAAACUCCAGCAUGCGUGAAGAUGGGGUUUCUGCCAGGCUCAUGUUAGGGCCAGGCUCAGGCGAGUUACGAGCAAUGUUUUGCCCAGAUAAUUCGCUCUCUCCUCCUGCCGGAAAGGAAGUGCAAUACAGAAUGUGUACCUGAGUGCCGGCCCCUUGGUGUCUAAUUACUGCAGUAUUCUCCAGAUGGAGGAGGGAGGAUUUGGGUCUGUCGUGAUUUCUCUUAAUUAGCAGGAGGAGGAUAUGAUCAACAAAGCUACUGUUUUGCGAGUCUGCCACGGUUGCACCCUUAAAAAAAAAGCCCUGAGAUGAAACGUGGACACGUCUGCCCUUUAUAAAACAAGCUGAAUCACAUAAAUGCAAUUUGCUGCACCAAAGCAAUAGUAUUUAUAGUUUCAUAAUUGUGCUGUUGGAUGCUUAAACAGAACUGGCGAGCUGUGUCCGAGAAAUGGAUAGAUGAUGAGGGUGUAGUUUAAGCCAUUUUGUUGUUACUUUUGUGUAAGUAAAUGCAGUUUCACACCUUUAAAGUCCAAGGUGUGUUGAACGGACACAUGGCUAUCUGGGAAUUACUGCAACAAAAAGAACUCUUGUUUCUUUGUUUUUCCUGGGGGUUGUUUCGCUUAGCAUAGAUCAUGCAACGUGUUCCUUCAGGCUCUGUAAAUUAACCGUGUUCCUGUGACCUACAGAAACCACCCCCAGGCUGAGUAUACCAUGCUUUAGCAGCUGCUUAGAAGACCUCUAAAAAAGACUACCUCCCCUCCCCUCAGACACUCCCCUUUUCUUAUGGUAGUAACGGUGAAACAGAACAUCCUGCCUGACUAGAUAACUAUCCUGGGUGGCAAUGGUUAAAUAGUAGCACCAUGGCGCCCCCUGGUGAUCAGUCCUAAUGCUUUGCAGCUACAGUGCUGCAUGCGCUCUGCUGGGUGUCAUUGCUAUCUCUGCACUCACUGAUACAGUGACCUUUUCUGUACGGAGAGCUAAGCAUCACACAGCCCACUGCCCAGUCACGACAGCUGCCUAUGUAUCUUAUACUCUUCCUACCAAAGCUAUCUCAAGUAGGUUCGGACUGUAAGACAGAGCUAUUUCCUUUGCUGAAUGUGUGUUUUAGGGUAUGAGAAGACUAUCUGCACUCUUAAGUCAUUCAGGACACAUGGUCUUUCAUCAUCACCAUCCCAUAAUGUCCUUCAGUCCUCCCAGUCAGCACUCCCUCUGUGUUGUUUAUCGUCAGUUCCAUCCUGAAGCAGGUCAGGAAUGUGCUUUAGUACAGGCAGGAAAGACAAAGACCUUCAUAUAGCCCAGACUGAAAUUACAGCAGACAGGGAAGAUAUCAACAGAUGGCAGGCCAUUUAUAGAGCACUGUUGAUGGGUCUUCUGUAGAGAGCGGAUAGAGAGCGUCUCGCACAGCAAGGAAUUUCUGGAGGGGUGCUGAAGAACAUGAAUGAGUCCGCAAACACUUCGUCAACCUACAAACGUGCAUUGCUCUCGAGCCCUUCAUUUCCAGGGAAAGGUUCACUCACUCUGAACACUGCUAAUGACGCCAAUAGAAAGCAGUGCUAGUGAAAAAGUUCUGGCGUCUCAAAACUGCCUUCAGGGGAUAUUCCAGCAGCACCCAGGACAGCUCCAGAUGUAAGGAUGUGAGGAGGUUAGAUGCUUUCUCUGGCCCAAAGCUGUCUGCCAGAGGGAGGACAGUCUUUCCACGAGUUCUUCACAGCUGAGAGUGUUAGUCCUGUUUCCCGAUCCUGGCCAGUGGGGGAUCUUCCUUCUUCAGCAUGUUCUGUGGUUCCUGAAAGUCCACAGACCUGUGCAUCCUCCAAUGCCUCAGUUGCUCCUGUUGCUUCAUAUAAAGAAGUCGUUACUAGUUCAUUUCCUUGAAGGCAUUCAUCAUCCAUGCCCUGUGAUGAACUGGCGUCCCAUCCAGGGUGUACCCUGCCUUGCGGACAUUGCUUGCUGGGAUAGGCUCUGGCUCCUCGCGACCCUGACUUAAAAGAAGUGGAAAGUAGAAAGUGGAUGCAUUAAUCAUCCAGAAGAUUUUCUCUGCCCUUUGUACAUGCGUGUACCAAACAGGGUAGGCCGUCUUCAACUGGAAUUCUUGGAAGUGCAGAAGCAGUGUUAUUGAGGUUGUCGGAUGUUAAUUACAACCUAAAUGGAAAGGGUUGUCUGCUGGUGUUAAUGCUUUGGAAGGAUUUCUCGGCUAUGAGUGACCUCAGACAGAGAGCUAGCUAGUCAAAUCCAUGGGGUUUCAUUUUGAAGAGCACCGAGUGCAGCAGGCAGAACCCUGUCCCAUGAUGCCACUCAAGCUCCGGACAGAGCCACCUUCACUGCAGGGGGGAAGGCUUGGAGCUGCCAGUCAGCUCAGGCUCCUGUGCUAAGCUGGUCUUCACGCUGUGAGUCCUUCAGGUCCAAUGCAGACGUUUUGCAUUCUGUUUCGUGCUGAGAGGGUGGUUAUCUCUUGAGCAGGAUUCCAGUUCCUCUCUAGACACAGCCUCCUUGCAUGGAAACAAUAGUUUGGCACCAGCUCUGGCGUUUCCAUGUGGCAGGCAGGACGGUCUGUCACCUCCCCGUUUGAAGACCAGACCCCUUCUCGCUUGUCUGGUGCGCCGUGGCUCGGCGCGAUAAUGCCGCUCGCCCGUACUGGCGUGCGUGUGAGUACAUCUCUUCUGGAAACGCUCUUGACAAGGAGCCCAUCACUUAUCCCACACAUGCUGGUCAUCCUCCUGAACUGCGUGACCCUGGGGAUGUACCAGCCCUGUGAGGACCUCAAGUGUCAGUCUGACUGGUGUACCAUCCUGCAGGCGUUUGAUGACUUUAUUUUUGCCUUCUUCGCCGUGGAGAUGGUCAUCAAGAUGUUGGCUCUAGGGAUAUUUGGGCAGAAGUGUUACCUGGGCGAUACGUGGAAUCGUCUCGAUUUCUUCAUCGUUAUGGCAGGGAUGAUGGAGUACUCUUUGGAUGGCCACAAUGUCAGCCUGUCUGCCAUCCGCACUGUGCGUGUGCUCAGGCCACUCAGAGCCAUUAACAGAGUUCCCAGUAUGAGAAUACUGGUGACUCUGCUUUUAGAUACUCUGCCUAUGUUAGGCAAUGUCCUUUUGCUUUGUUUUUUCGUCUUCUUUAUAUUUGGAAUUGUUGGCGUACAGCUGUGGGCCGGCCUGCUGAGAAACAGGUGUUUCUUAGAAGACAGUUUCAAAACGGUUUACAACCUGUCUUUCCUGAGCUCCUAUUACAAACAUGAGGAAGGAGAGGACAGCCCCUUCAUCUGCUCCUCCAACAGAGACAACGGCAUGCUGAGGUGUCACGAUGUCCCGCGCCUGAAGGAGAAUGGAGUGGAAUGCUUCCUCAGCAUGGACAACUACAGCCAUUCUCCCUACAGCCUUGACACGGCCAACAAGAAUGGCUGUGUGAACUGGAACCAAUAUUAUAACGUAUGCAAGACGGGAGAGCUGAACCCGCACAAAGGGGCUAUUAAUUUUGAUAAUAUUGGAUAUGCCUGGAUUGCCAUUUUUCAGGUGAUAACAUUGGAAGGAUGGGUGGACAUCAUGUAUUAUGUUAUGGAUGCACAUUCCUUUUACAAUUUUAUAUAUUUUAUACUGCUUAUCAUAGUGGGCUCCUUCUUCAUGAUUAACUUGUGCCUGGUUGUGAUCGCAACCCAGUUCUCGGAGACGAAGCAGCGGGAGAACCAGCUGAUGCAGGAGCAGCGCGCCCGCUACCUGUCCAACGACAGCACCCUGGCCAGCUUCUCCGAGCCGGGCAGCUGCUACGAGGAGCUGCUCAAGUACAUCAGCCACCUGUACCGCAAGGUGAAGCGCCGGGCAGCCCGGCUCUACGCCAGCUGGCAGAACAAGAGGCGGAAGAAAGUCAACCCCAACAGCUGCGGGGCGGGUGGCGGCCCCCCCAGCCGGCGGCGGCGGAACCGGCGCCGGAUCCGCUCCAUCCACCACCUGGUCCACCACCACCACCACCACCACCACCACCACUACCACAUCAGCAACGGCAGCCCCCGCGGGACCCGGGCUCCCUCCGAGAUCUGCGACGUCCUGGAGAUGAAGACCGUGGGGCCGGGGGCCCAGCUCAUGCUUCCUCCGGCCUCGCCCGCCCUGCAGAGCCCCUCGGCGGGCACGGAGUCGGUCCACAGCAUCUACCACGCAGACUGCCACUUUCACGGGCCGCAGGCCAGGCGGAAGUCUUCCAGCGUGGCGGGCAACGUCCGGCCGGUGGGCGGGCUGAACGGGGGCAAGAACUACCCCACCAUCGUCCCUUCCACGGCCUGCAGCCGGGCCAGCGCCACGCCAAAACCCAAGGGCAAGAGAAACGGCAGCAACCCUGCGGGCCUGAACAGGGGCUCAGGCAACCUCAGCAUCCCAGACCCUUACGGCAGGCUGCACCAGCUUGUCGGGGAGCACGGGGUGUGUCGGGGAUCGAGCCGGCUCUCGGGCCUCAGCAUUCCCUUCCCUGUGUCCGGUACCGUGCCCGGCCAGCUGUCCUGUGAGCUGGCGAAGUGCCCGUACUGCGCCAGGGUCCUGGAGAACCCCGAGCUGGAGCCCAGCGACUCCGAGAGCGGAGAGUCGGACUCCAACAUGGUUUACGAGUUCACGCAGGACCUGCGGCACGGCGCGGACCACCUGGGCUGCCGCGCGCACCGGCAGCGCAGACCGAAGGAGAAAAACCGCGUCAGGCGGUGCUGGGAUGCGUUCUGCGAUCGACUCAGGUGGAUAGUGGAGAGCAAAUAUUUUAACCGGGGGAUUAUGAUCGCCAUCCUGAUCAACACGUUGAGCAUGGGCAUUGAGUACCAUGAGCAGCCAGAGGAGCUUACAGAUGUUCUGGAGAUCAGUAACAUUGUCUUCACCAGCAUGUUCGCCCUGGAGAUGCUCCUGAAGCUCUUGGCAUUUGGCCUCUUCGGAUACAUCAAGAACCCCUACAACAUCUUUGAUGGGAUCAUCGUAAUAAUCAGUGUGUGGGAGAUCAUCGGCCAGUCCGACGGGGGCCUCUCGGUGCUGAGGACCUUCCGGCUGCUGCGCGUGCUCAAACUGGUGCGCUUCCUGCCCGCUCUGAGACGGCAGCUGGUGGUGCUGAUGAAGACCAUGGACAACGUGGCCACCUUCUGCAUGCUGCUGAUGCUCUUCAUCUUCAUCUUCAGUAUUCUUGGGAUGCACCUUUUUGGAUGUAAGUUCAGCCUGACCACAGAAAACGGAGACACGAUUCCAGACCGGAAGAACUUUGAUUCUUUGCUGUGGGCCAUCGUCACUGUUUUCCAGAUCCUGACACAGGAGGACUGGAAUGUCGUUCUCUACAAUGGGAUGGCAUCAACAUCACCUUGGGCCGCACUGUACUUUGUGGCUCUGAUGACGUUCGGCAAUUACGUUCUCUUUAAUUUGCUAGUCGCUAUUCUGGUUGAAGGUUUUCAAGCGGAGGGAGAUGCAAACAGGUCUGACACAGAAGAAGAUAAACUGUCCACGAAUUUUGAGGAUGAUGAGAAGAUGAGAGAGCUAUAUGCUACAGAGAUGAAGAUGUACUCCCUGAUGAUGACCCCCAAUGGGCACAUGGACUCCAGGGCCAGCAUAGCUCCGCCCAUCAUCUUGCGCACAGCGGCGACGCCCAUGCCUACCCCCAAGAGCUCCCCGUACAUGGACUCGGUGCACACCUUCAGUGACUCGCGCAGGGGCAGCGGCGUGUCCAUCGACCCCAACGCCUACGACCAGAGAUCCCUGUCCAGCCUGCGCAGCUCUCCCUGCCCCCCCUGGGGCUCCGGCAGUAACUGGGGCAGCCGCCGCUCCAGCUGGAACAGCCUCGGCCGCGCGCCCAGCCUGAAGAAGAAGCACCAGUCCGGGGAGAGGGAGUCCCUGCUCUCGGGGGAGGGCCGGGGCAGCACGGAGGACGAGGACUCGGACGGGGGCAGGUCCAGCGUGAGCGGGGCCUCGCUGCAGCCCCGAGCCGAGUCCCUGGAGCAGCCCGAGCUGCUGCAGGUCCCCGCCCCCCGCCCAUACCACGAGCACCAGGACUGCAACGGCAAGACCCUGCACCUGCCCCCCGACUUCUACCUGCGCGCCGACCCCCACAGGGACGACCCCGCCGACUACGAUGACGACAUGGACGAUAGCUACUGUUUCCGAAUCAAGAAGAUGCUUGAGCCGUACAAACCGCAGUGGUGCAAAGACCACGAAGACUGGGCUCUGUACCUGUUCUCCCCUGAGAACCACUUCAGAUCAGUGUGUCAGAAAGUCAUCACCCACAAGAUGUUCGACCAUGUGGUGCUGGUGUUCAUCUUCCUGAACUGCAUCACCAUCGCGCUGGAGAGACCAGACAUCCAUCCCUACAGCACAGAGCGUACGUUUCUGAGUGUCUCCAAUUACAUUUUCACCGCGAUAUUUGUUGCUGAAAUGACCGUUAAGGUGGUGGCUCUAGGGUUCUGUUCAGGGAAGAACAGUUACCUGCAGAGUAGCUGGAACAUCUUGGAUGGCGUGCUGGUCUUCGUUUCCAUCGUCGACAUCAUCGUCUCCCUGGCCUCCGCGGGCGGGGCCAAGAUCCUGGGCAUCCUGAGGGUCCUUCGUCUGCUGAGGACCCUGCGACCUCUGAGGGUCAUUAGCCGUGCCCCAGGGCUGAAGCUGGUGGUGGAGACAUUAAUUACAUCACUCCGGCCUAUCGGUAACAUCGUGCUCAUCUGCUGCGCAUUUUUCAUCAUAUUUGGAAUCCUUGGUGUCCAGCUGUUCAAGGGCAAAUUCUACUAUUGUGAUGGAUUUGACACAAAAAACAUCACCAACAAGUCAGACUGCUUGCAAGCAAACUAUCGCUGGAUACGAAGGAAAUAUAACUUUGACAAUCUUGGACAGGCACUGAUGUCACUGUUUGUCCUGUCCUCUAAGGAUGGCUGGGUUAAUAUCAUGUACGAUGGUCUCGAUGCCGUGGCAGUGGACCAGCAGCCCGUGAGAAACCACAACCCCUGGAUGCUGCUUUACUUUAUUUCCUUCCUGCUCAUUGUCAGCUUCUUUGUGCUCAACAUGUUUGUGGGCGUGGUGGUGGAGAACUUCCACAAGUGCCGGCAGCACCAGGAAGCCGAGGAGGCCAAGAGGCGCGAGGAGAAGCGCCUGAAGAGGCUGGAGAAAAAGCGCAGGAAGGCCCAACGCCGUCCGUACUACGCCAGCUACUCCCCGGCUCGCCUCUACAUCCACACGUUGUGCACCAGCCACUACCUGGACCUCUUCAUCACCUUCAUCAUCGGGAUCAAUGUGGUCACCAUGUCUAUGGAACACUACAACCAGCCUCGGUCCCUCGAAGAGGCCCUGAAAUACUGCAACUACGUGUUCACAAUUAUCUUUGUUUUUGAGGCGAUGUUAAAACUGGUGGCAUUUGGCUUUCGGAGAUUCUUUAAGGACAGAUGGAACCAGCUGGAUCUGGCCAUUGUUUUACUCUCUAUAAUGGGAAUUACUUUGGAAGAGAUUGAGAUUAAUGCCUCACUUCCCAUAAACCCCACCAUAAUCCGCAUCAUGAGAGUGCUAAGGAUUGCAAGAGUGCUGAAGCUGUUAAAGAUGGCCACUGGGAUGCGUGCUCUGCUGGAUACAGUAGUGCAGGCUUUACCACAGGUGGGGAACCUUGGUCUGCUGUUCAUGCUUCUCUUCUUUAUCUAUGCUGCUCUGGGAGUGGAGCUCUUUGGGAAGCUUGAGUGUAACGAUGACAACCCCUGUGAGGGUCUGAGCAGACACGCCACGUUUGACAACUUUGGAAUGGCCUUUCUCACGCUGUUCAGGGUUUCUACAGGAGACAACUGGAAUGGCAUCAUGAAGGACACCUUGCGGGAGUGCCGCAGUGAGGACAAGCACUGCCUGAGCUACCUGCCACUCAUCUCCCCCAUCUACUUCGUCACCUUCGUCCUGAUCGCCCAGUUCGUGCUGGUCAACGUGGUGGUGGCCGUGCUCAUGAAGCACCUGGAGGAGAGCAACAAGGAGGCCAAGGAGGACGCCGAGAUGGACGCCGAGAUCGAGAUGGAGAUGACCCGCAGGCUCAGCACCACCUCUGGGGGCAGGACCCUGGGGCCUGAGAGCAGGGCCACGUACGUGGGGCCCAGACCAGACUCACCUGGGCAGAAUGAAGCGCUGUCUGGCUCCCAGGAGAAUUUCCUGUCUGUGAGGAAGGUUUCUGUCUCCAGGAUGCAUUCCUUACCAAACGACAGCUACAUGUUCCGCCCAGUGAGGCCUGCUAACGCCCCCUACCCUCUGCCAGAGAUUGAGCCCUGUGAGGGAGACCUGCAAUUAGGCUCGGUUGGCUCGGUGAACUCGCAGGGAGCUGAGGGGGACUCCCUGCUGCGGGUUCCGGGGACCUCGCCCGGCGCCGGCCCCAGCUCGGCCAUCCCCAGAAACAGCAGCAUGCCCAGGAUCCCACCUCUGCUGCCCAGCCCCUCCUCCCCCUGCAGCAGCAGGCUGCUGCGACGACAGGAGGCCAUCAAACACGAAUCCUUUGAUGUGCAGAGCAGUGACUCAAAAGACAACCUCACGGCACAGUCCAGUGACAGCCUGCAUCUCAAAGUGCCAGGCCAGAGCAAUCUAGCCCUGCCAGUGCCCAGGAUAGCAGCGCCCAGUAGCCCCCAGCCCUCUCCCACCCCGCCUCGUGCCCGCACCUCCAGCGUGCACACCCACCGGCAGGUGUACAGCCAGCACAGCAUCCCCAGCAGGGCCGCCAGCCAGACCAGCAGCCCCAUUAACAGUGCCAGUCCCGAGAGCUCCAUGUUCGGCUCCAUAGACCCAGCCGACGAGGAGGUGCGGCACAUCAACAGCUCUGCCAAAGACUGGGGCGGCCACUCCGAAGUGCGGAGCCACUCCCUCUCCCCCUACGCGUCUCCCGGCUCCCAGGUUCCCGGCCUGCUGAAGAACUGCACCAGUGCCACCAGCCUGGCCGGCUCUCACGUCAAGGACAAGGACCUGAAGAAGUUCUACAGCGUGGACACGGAGGGGUUCCUGGCCAAGCCCUCGUGGGCCGACGAUCCCCGCAGGCAUUCCAUCGAGAUCUGUCCCUCCAUCGACGGCGACGACGACGACUCCGUCUUCGAGCAGCCGGCGGACGGGCCGCGGCGGUCUUCCUUGGUGUCGCCCCACGGGCUGGCCGUGCAGCGGAAGAAGAAGAUGAGCCCCCCUUGCAUCUCGGUCGACCCUCCCCUUGAAAACGAGCUCUCGGCCCCCGCUGCCUCGCUGGCGAAGAUAUCCGAGAGCAGCAUGCUGCUGCGCAGGAGGACGCCCUCGUGCGAAGCCGCGCUGCCGCGCGACUCCCUGGAUUUGAUGGAGCCCCAGCCCCCCCCGGAGCCCCCCGCCAAAACUGAGAAACGCCCCCCGUGCCGGAAUGAGCACCUCUCCGUCCCCCAGUUCUCCUUUGACCAGUCGGACGUCAGCUCUCUGAGCAGCAUGUCGGACAUCUUAUCCGACAGCGACCAGUCCUCCCAGUCCUCCAUGUGCUACGACCCCAAGCCCGAGAGCGAAACGGGCUCCGAGCUUAAGACUCUGGACCACCUAAGAGUUCGCCAAGGCGAAGACCCGGAGGACAAGAGUCAGGCCUUGAUUAGCGUCACGAGGAGCCCUCUGAGAAAGAGAGGACUGGUCCGCAUGCCAAGCACAAGGGACAAGGACACUGAUGAUUCCACUGCAUAGCCAAAGCGUCUGAGGCAAGAUCUUGAGCCUCCAGUGUGUGGGUCAAUCAGGCACAGAUGUUCCGGCCUCCUGCACCCCCAACCCUCUUUAUACGUUUCUUGGGUCAGAGUCUCGGGUGGGAGGGGGGGGGGGCAGACUUUUACAAAAAUGGGAUAUGCAAUUUCAAGUUUUUUGACCGGAACGUGGGUUAUCUUCCCUCGGCUCAAUCACAUUGAUUUGGGUUCAGGAUGUGUAUUUCAUUUUCGUCCUCUUUGUUUGUUUAAGGUCUACUUUCUUACUGGCACUAUAUUGUGCUGGAGCACAGUAUGGCAAAGGUGCAUCAAUAGUUAAGUGCUGUACAUUUUCUGUAUAUCUUGUAGUGUAAAUAGAAGAAAAUACUGUAUUGGUGAAAAAAUAGCUGUAUUCAUAUGCACAUAUUUUUAUAGAGAACUGUAAUGUUUUACACACGUCAAUUUGAAUUUCAAGUUGAUUGGUGUUUUGUUGUCUCCUUGUGAAUGUACAGUUUUCUUUUUUAUUUGAGAACAGAUGGCUUCAUUUUAGCUUGUGUAGAAGACCUUCUGGUACUUUCAAAAUUUCUUUUUUAUUUUUUUAUUGGGAAGGGGAGAGGGCGCAUGGAAUGUUUGUAUUAAUGAAAUCCGUUGAGAACCAAACCACUAAUGAACUGUAGCCAGUGUGCAAUAAUUGAUAUUCAGGGUUGGAUUUUCUAAAAAAAAAA
Molecule: messenger RNA, 10437 nt
Organism: Lepisosteus oculatus (spotted gar)
Lineage: Eukaryota; Metazoa; Chordata; Actinopteri; Semionotiformes; Lepisosteidae
Source: RefSeq, a predicted model, not a curated record